Condylostylus longicornis is the source of this 731-nucleotide messenger RNA. RefSeq names its product RWD domain-containing protein 4. The transcript has 4 exons. NCBI's taxonomy places the organism in Eukaryota, Metazoa, Arthropoda, Insecta, Diptera, Dolichopodidae. Gene Ontology annotation, molecular function: protein binding. The coding region runs from base 36 to 653 and encodes 205 amino acids. The record is from RefSeq and is a predicted model, not a curated record.
UUUUUUACCUCAAAAUUUAAAGAAAUUUUGUGAAAAUGUCUGAAACAAGUGAAAUGCAAAAAGAUGAAGUUGAAGCUUUAAUAUCAAUUUAUGAAGGGGAUCAAAAUUUUAAACAGUUAAAUACAACAACAUUUCAAUAUAAAUAUGGUGAGGACGAUGACAACAAAUCAUUUUUAGUUGAAAUUCAAUGGGUUGAAAAUUACCCGAACGAGCUGCCAAAUAUUAACAUGGAUACGUUUUUCAACCGGAAUUUAAUUCCUGAAGUCAAAGAAAAAAUUAAAUCAGUUCUUAUAGAAGAAGCGAAUCAAUGGAUUGGUUGUGGAAUGACGUAUACUCUUUUUGAAUGUCUGAAAGAUAGAAUUGAUGAACUGGUUGAAAACCAGCCUGAUACGCAAAUUUCAAACACUGCUGUUGAUUUAUCCUCUAAUGUAGAAACUCUAAAAUUGACUGAAUCAGAUUCUCUACAAAAAAAUACAAAAAAAGAACAAUUAACCAAAUCUCAAAAACGCAGACAAUGGGAAAAGACAGACCAUAAAGGAGAACGUCCUAGAGGUUGGGAUUGGGUAGAUAUCAUCAAGCAUUUGUCUCAAACUGGCCACAAGGAGAAACAUCUAGGGAAUGUAGAAGAAAUCCUCUCUAAUCCGAACGCUUAGGAAUAUUUUUUUGUAAUUUAUUGAACACAUAUAUAGUAUACAUUAUUUUGUAUAUAGAUAAAAAGAAAUAGCAAAGUA